AACUUACACUGCAGUAUCUGUUUCUUUGGCCAAUCUGUGCAUUAACAUCUUUUGCUCUUGAUACCAUUUUUAUUUCACAAUGAGUUACAGUUUCAGUCAGAGCAGUUCACGAGGCAGUGCUGUCUCCUCCCGACUUACGGAUGGAAUCUACAGAGCUGCCAGUAUCAGUGGGGGAUACGGGGGAGCAGGUGGAUAUAGCGGAUUUGGUGGUUCUGCCAUGUCUGUUUCCAGUGCUAGGCUAUCAUCUGCAGGUGGGUCAGGAUAUGGCUUCAGCUCUGGAUAUGGUAGCAAGGCAUCAUUUGGUGGAGGAGGAGAUUUUGGCUCGGGAGCAUCUUUUGGCUCGGGAGCAUCUUUUGGCUCGGGAGCAUCUUUUGGCUCCAGUUUUGGUGCCGGUGGUGGAGAUGGUUUACUGUCUGGCAAUGAAAAGUACACCAUGCAGAAUCUAAAUGAUCGCCUUGCCAGUUAUCUGGAUAAAGUACGGGCCUUGGAGCAAUCCAACAACGACUUGGAGAUCAAAAUUCGUGAAUGGUACUCAAAGCAAACUUCAUCCACCGUUCGUGAGCAGAGCUUUAGCGGCCAGUACACAGCUAUUGAUGAGAUACGAGAUAAGAUCUUUGCCGCCAAUAUUAAUAACUCCAAAAUUAUUCUGGAGAUUGACAAUGCUCGGCUUGCAGCUGAUGACUUCAGAAUGAAGUAUGAGAACGAGUUGUCCCUGCGCCAGAGUGUUGACAAUGACAUUAAUGGCCUCAAACACGUUCUGGAUGAGUUGACAAUGACCAGAUCUGACCUGGAACUCCAUAUUGAAGGUCUGAAGGAAGAGCUGGUUUAUGUUAAGAAGAACCAAGAAGAGGAAGUCAGCGAGAAGAAGCAGCAUGCUGCUGGUGUCGUGAACGUUGAGUUGGAUGCUGCUCCUGGAGUUGACCUGCUGAAGACACUCAAUGAUCUCAGAGAGCAAUAUGAACAUAUUGCCGAGAAAAACAGAAGAGAAGCUGAAGCUUGGUUCACCAGCCAGGUUCAAGCCUUGCAGACUGAAGUUGCCACCAACACCCAACAAGUACAGAGCAGCAAGAGUGAAACAACAGAGCUAAGACGCUCAAUGCAAAGCUUGGAAAUGGAAUUGCAGUCUCUACUAACUACUAAAGCCAGUCUGGAAGCCAAUAUUAGUGAAACCGAAGGACGUUAUUCUGCAGAACUCUACCAAAUACAAAUUAUCAUCAGUGGACUUGAGGUUCAGCUCGGUGAGCUCCGCUCAGAUAUAGAGCGUCAGAACCAGGAGUACAAAACUCUGCAAGAUAUCAAAAACCGUCUGGAACAGGAGAUUGCAACAUAUCAUCAGCUUUUGGAUGGAGAAGGUGGCAAAAUUGCUGUUGGUGGAGGUGGAGGUGGAGGAGCCGGAGGAAGUUCAUCAAGCUCAUCAAGUUCAUCAACCUCAACAACCUAUAAAUCGGGAUCUUCUGUCACGACCACCACCAAAGUCCAAGCCAUCAUAAAAGAAGAAAUUGGAGGGAAAGUGAUUUCAUCCACAUCCCUGAAGAGAUAUUAACGAAUUACUGUCAACAAAAUAUCUAUUUCCAAACGUAUUGCUGAGGAAUGUCUGUUAAAAAAAAGAUCCAGAAAAACGAAUAAUAAUAAAAAAUAAUAAUAAUGUUCAGGAAUAUAAGUUUGUGGAAGUUGCUUUUAGGGUGGGAAAAGUGCUCCAUGAUUUGUUACAGAAUACUGACAGCCUACUUCCUGGACCCACUGUAUGCAAAAUGCUUGAAAAGCCUCUUAAGUGUGAAAACUAACAUUCUGACCUACUGGUUACUACUUUAAUGUGUUUUGGUCUCACUAAUUUGCUGCAUUUUCCUGCAUGCUUAAAUCUUUAUAGUUUUUGUA
Pelobates fuscus (common spadefoot toad) is the source of this 1875-nucleotide messenger RNA. Its product is annotated as keratin, type I cytoskeletal 15-like. NCBI's taxonomy places the organism in Eukaryota, Metazoa, Chordata, Amphibia, Anura, Pelobatidae. Gene Ontology annotation, molecular function: structural molecule activity. The record is from RefSeq and is a predicted model, not a curated record. Gene Ontology annotation, biological process: intermediate filament organization; epithelial cell differentiation. The transcript has 8 exons. The coding region runs from base 80 to 1543 and encodes 487 amino acids. Gene Ontology annotation, cellular component: cytoskeleton.